Molecule: messenger RNA, 4931 nt
Organism: Oryzias melastigma (Indian medaka)
Lineage: Eukaryota; Metazoa; Chordata; Actinopteri; Beloniformes; Adrianichthyidae
Gene: znf106b
Product: zinc finger protein 106b
Exons: 20
Coding region: 808-4419 (1203 amino acids)
Cellular component (GO): cytosol; membrane
Molecular function (GO): SH3 domain binding; RNA binding
Source: RefSeq, a predicted model, not a curated record
AAAACAAAGUACCAAGAAAUUGUCACCCGCAGAGCAAAAUUAUGAAAUUGGGAACGGGGAGCUGUUGGCCUUUAAGAUGGCCCUGGAGGAGUGGCGCCACUGGCUGGAGUGGUCAGCACAACCAUUCAUUAUAUGGACUGAUCAUAAGAACCUUGCCUACCUACGCUCAGUUAAGAGAUUAACAUUUUUUUAAUUGUUUCUAUAACUUGAACUCGUUUUUUUUUUUUAAUUCUUGUUGUUUUAUUUUAAAUUAUUAUGCACUAAUACAUAAGUUAAUAUAUCAAUAAUUUCAAAACAUGUUUUUCCCUAGUAAUGUUUUCUAAUAUUUAUUCAAAAUGUCAUAAAAAUUUAAUCAUAACUUCGAUUAAUAAAUAGUAGUAUUCAGCAAACCAAACAAUAAAACGCAAUUUUUCACUGCUAUUGAGGAAAAAACGUGAAAUUAAUCAAAAGCUACUGUUCUAUUUUUAUGUUCACUAACUUUUGUGGUUCUUUUUUUACUUUUUCAGCUAUGUAACUUCGAAUUCUUGAGCAUUUUCAAUUAUUUUAUUUUUAAUAUUUUAUUUCCACAGGGUCACUGACCGGAAGCUCCUCCUACGUCAUGUUCUAGUUCCGGUUCUAAAUACGGAAGUGAUCAAAUCGUGUAGCAAACUAUUCAAAGCAUGUGAAUCUACCGCUGUUCGCUUUGUAUCUUUCACAUAAGAUCCAUACUAUUCUACUUUGUAGCAAUUCAGCUUGACCGUUUCAAGGUUUAAACCUUAUUUAUAUUAUUCUCCACUAUUAGUUGUAACUCACAACUGUAGGUUAGAAAUGGCAGCUGCUCAGAAUCCAGUGAAAAACGUGCCUGUGAAAAAACACCCCAAUUCUGUCCAAAAGGUCCCACAAAUUUACUGCAUUUUGUGCCGCAAGGAAUACUCAAAACCUGAUGGACAUGAGCACAUGCAUAGCAUGCUGCAUCAUAGAGAACUGGAGGCAGUCCUGGGCAAGAAUGCCCUCCAUGAUUGUCUGGCUUGCAAUAAGUCCUCCUUGGGUCUAAACGAGUACGCGGAGCACAUCUCAACAGCUCAGCACCAAGCAAGGUUGAAAAAUUUGCAGGCCAGAAAUGUAAAACCCGUUUCUGUGUUCAAAUCUUUGAGCAAGGAGACUGUCGGAAAGAUUCUGAAGAGAAACAAGGAGCUAAAAAAAGAAGAGCGGAAAGUUUUGAAAAAGAAUAAAAAGAAAACUAAGCAGGUGGCUGCUCAAAAACGUGCCAAUCAGCAGCAGGGAAUGGUUGCAAAAAAGAAGAUCAAUCAAAAAUUCAACCAAUCGCAGAGGAGAUUCUCAAAUCCGAUGCAGCAAAGUACCAACUACCCAGUUGUGCUAAACAAAGAGAACAAGAUAUCCGGCGCUCUCGUCGGCAAAGACCCAGCCCUGCAGAAUCAAAGCUGGAGGCAGACUUGUUAUUUUGACCAUCAACUCCAACUAGGUCAGGACACGUUCCCUCAAUCAGCUCGCCACAUCAUAUUUGAUGACGGUUUUCCCGGUAGCCACCAGGAUAGACUAGAGAACUCUCAAAUGGAUGGAGCGCAGAUGAACCAAAACCAUAAGACGACGCCGUCUGUCAACCAGAACCAGUAUUUCUGUGGACAGCAUACCGGUUUUCGACAGAGAGACUUCAAGAGUGACGUCCCGCCUGAGAAUGGCGCUUUAGGGUUCAAACGUUGCCAAGGUGAUAGAACGGCUCCUAACCCCGCAGAUCGACUUGCAUCCGAAAACAAAACGGCUCCCAUGCAAGACGUGGAAGUCGGCACCAUGCUGAAGCAAAUCCGACGGGCUCUGGGUGUAAGGGAGCCGUGCAGAGCCGAGAGAGAAGCCCGCAGGCAGAAGUGCGAGGCCUGCGCUCAUGCGACAGGCGCUCCAAAGCAAGCAGAGACAGCGGGGAAGUCCAUCGAGAGUCCACACUCGGCUCCGACUGCGUCCUCAUCUGCUGGUGUUUGUAGAAUCACUACGCCGAAGCCAAAACUGUCAAUAACUGUGACAAACAGUGGAAAGGAAGACUCAAGAAGUACCGGACUCUCUGAGUCCAACACGGUCAGCAGCCGGAAGGUUCGACUUGCCCAAAAAUCAAAUGAAAUUAAUGCCUCCAAACCCGAUUUGGACAGAAGCUUCACCCCAACUGGAGCCGACGAUAAACUGAACUGGAGACAAGUGUAUGAAGAGAUUGAAAAAAAGAAAAGUGAAAGGACUCCAAGGUUUGGAAUCAACUUGUCAAACCAUCAGCCCGACCUUCAAAGCUCCGUAAGGGACGCUGACCUGCCUCUAUCCGAAGGUUUUCACUGGGAGACGAUUCCACACUGCUCCGCCUCGCCUCACCUCACUCCACCGCCUCCACCCCGUUUCACCUCCCCUGGGGUGGCGUCCGAUUCUCAGGUGGAGGAGUCUCCGCAGGAACGUGUAGCAGGUCAGACGGCAGUAAAGGUGAAGGAAGAGGCGAACUGGGAGGAUUGUGAGAUGAACGCCAACAAGAGGAAAUCGAAUUCACUGACACUGGAUGACAAUUCAACUAGAAAAAAGAAGAAAAUAAAGUCGAAUUUGGACCAGGAUCACAUGGAUCAUCUGCUAGCGGUGUCGCUAAAAGAGGAUGAGUUGAGCCGCGCGCUGCAGGAUCUGGACCAAUCUCUGAUCCAGGCCAGAAACGCCAUGCAAGCCGCUUACGCCGAGGUCCAAAGACUCGUGCUGCUAAAACAGCAGCUUACAGUUGAAGUGAACGGUUUGAGAGCGAAGCGUAUCGAGAUCCUUCAAGAAAUGCAAGAAGGUUACUCUGGAGCAGCAGAAAGACCGACCACCUCCUCUGCUGCUCUGCUUCCUCCCACAACAGCCAAUCAGCAGCCGUUUAGCCCCUUCCCGAAUCCCCUGGCGCUGUCGGCUACCGUGGUCACCGCCGGACAGCCCAGCCUCUUGUCCGGUACCGCCGACGUUCCUCAGGUGACCCCGCCCGUGCCUUUGUUCCCGCCCAAUCUGCUCCUCGGGCCACCCUCUCUUACGGACGCAGGAAAGGGGACUAAAGAACCCCAACCGAAAGAGUUGAUAGAGAAGGUUGGGAACGAGGCUGUUCCCGAGGAACCGGAUAAUCCGGAGGAUGGCGGGAACGAGAGCGACGCGUCGGUGGAAAUGGUCAGCUCCUCUAAGGUGGAGAUCAUAGAAGUCGACGAGUCCGAGUGCGAGGAGUCGCACUCAAAGGAGGCUGUGAAUGUGGAAGUCAGUUCUACGAGCACGCAGACGCCUCGAGCUGAAAGUAAAUUCCAGCCGGAAAAAGACGAGGUUGCUCCUGCAGAAUCCGUGGAGGAUCAGGAACCGUCGGUAGGAACCUUUUCAAGUCACGCCGGCCCCGUUCACGGCCUGCAAAUCCACGACGGCCUUCUGUACACAUGUUCAGGGGACAACACCGCUCGAGCUUACGACCUGCUGACCAGAGAGUGCCAGGCCGUGUUUCAGGGUCAUACCAACAAAAUCAACUGUCUGCUGGUGUCAUCGGUGCCAAACCUGCCGGCACGCCUCUACACGGGCUCCAGCGACCAGACCAUCCGCUCUUUCAGCCUGAAGUCAAAGAGGUGUCUGGAGCAGAUCUCCCUUCCAGACCGGGUGUUGUGUCUGCACGUAGCCUGGAAUAUUCUUUACGCCGGGCUUGCCAGCGGCUCUGUCAUCAGCUACGAUCUAAAGACUCUGAAGGAGCUGGACGUGUUCGAGUGCCACGGCCCCCGCGGGGUGAGCUGUCUGGGCACGGCUCAGGAGGGCGCCCGGCGGUUGCUGCUGGUCGGGUCGUACGACAGCACCAUCAGCGUCCGCGACGCUAAGAGCGGCCUCCUGCUGCGCUCACUGGAGGGCCACACCAAGACUGUCCUCUGCAUGAAGGUGGUUAAUGACCUCGUCUUCAGCGGCUCCAGUGACACGUCCGUGCACGCCCACAACAUCCAUACCGGAGAGCUGGUCCGGAUCUAUAAAGGUCACGGUCACGCCGUCACAUCUAUUGUCAUCCUGGGAAAGGUGAUGGUGACGGCGUCUCUGGACAAACUGGUUCGAGUUUACGAGCUGCAGUCUCACGACCGCCUGCAGGUGUAUGGCGGUCACAGCGACAUGGUGAUGUGCAUGGCUGUACAUAAGAGUUUGAUUUACACAGGCUGUUACGACGGCACCAUCCAAGCCGUGAAACUCAACUUGAUGAAGAACUACCGAUGCUGGUGGCAAAGUUGCUCCCUGAUCUUCGGCAUGGCGGAGCAUCUCCUGCAGCACCUCGUCGGCGAUCACACCCACCCCAAUCUGCAGACGGUCAAAUGCCGCUGGAGAGGCUGCAACGCGUUUUUCUCCACACAGCAAUCGAUUAGAAAAGAGCUGCCGGAACACAUGCAGACCCACAUAGACAACGACAGCAUGCAGCAGCCUUGAUGAGAGAUCCACUCCAGACUUCAUCACUAAUCUGCAGACUGAAGAUGUUUCAAGAUUAAAUGAAUUCUGGUUGUUCUUCUGUAAAAAUUCCCAAAAAGUUAACAGAGAAUCAGAUUAUUCUGAUCAUGUAUAGUCAAUAAUGUAGACAAAAUUAGAUAAUAUUUCCAUAACGUGUGCAUACAUUCAAUUAAAACUAAUUCCUGUUUUAAGGAGGAAUAUUUGCAGUUUUUAUUGUUUAAACCACUGCCUACAUUACCCAUAAUGCCAGGAUUUCUUCUGCAAACCUCAACAGUCUUGCUUUUAAUUCAGAUUACAUAUUAAAUAAAUAAAUGAAGCUACAUUUCAAUCUAACUGCUUCUCCUGAUCAAAUUUUUGAUAUUGUGACACUUCUGCUUAUAUCUUUAUAAACUCUUAUUUCAAACUAAAAUGUCCAGAUAGUAAUGUUUGCCUCAUGCUGUGAGUCCAGGAGAAUUAUGGGUAUUGAAACAAUAAAGACCGAUAGAGAAACUUUA